ACCCCAGGGCUAUGGAACAAAGGAUUAUCUCGGACCUAGACCGAGUGAAUUAUACAUAAUCCAUUAAAUUGUACCUAUUUUACCUUUCCAAUGAGAUAGAGAACCUCUUUGGUCCCCACAGUGUAGCUUAGCUGUCAACAAAGUGGGUAAAAGCAUGGGAGACGAGAGUUCAAAUUAUAGCAGUAACAAGAUGAUGGGUGUUUUCUUGCUAUCUGCCCAAAUCUUGUAGAGGGUUAUCGGAAUUUAUGCGGUGGGAGAUAACAAGUACUUGGUGGAAUAGUCGAGGUGUGCACAAAAUAGCUGGAAACUACCCUUAUAAAAACAUUAUAGACUAUUAUGUAUUUUGUUUGAAGUAUCUUCGAUUAAUAAUCCAGGGAAAUAGAAAGAUUGACGAUGAUGUUACACAUCGUAUUGGAGUGAGAUGGAUGAAAUGGAAGCUCGCAUCUGGUAUCUUGUGUGAUAAGAAAGUGCUGCCAAGAAUCUGCUGCUGCAAAGAUAACAUUUUGCUUCAUUGGCAUUUGAUGUCUUCUUGAUAUUAUGAGUCAGCCUUAUAAAGUUGCAAUGGUUGGUGUAAAAUGCAAGUUAGGAUGCACUGACGCUAUCGUUUUCAUGGUUGUUAGGACGUGCUAUGAUAUUUAUUUGGAGAGUAAGAAUGUGGUGAAUCAGACGACGGCUAAGGCUUCAUUGGUACAAAUAUUGGUGAUUGUUUUCCAGCGAAUGGAGGCGGAUUCGUCUAUGGUGCCAUGGCAGCCUACUGUUGUCGCGGAGUUAAUGGAACCAGCUGAAAAAGAUGAUACUGAUGGAUUCAGGGGUUUAUAACUAAAGUGUUGCAAGACAUUGAUGGAGUUUUCAAUGCAGGGACUCUCAGGGUUGGUGCUACACCUACUGGUGCUCAUGAUGAGGCAUUUGAGACAACUA
Messenger RNA from Capsicum annuum, 918 nucleotides. Its product is annotated as brefeldin A-inhibited guanine nucleotide-exchange protein 2. Lineage: Eukaryota; Viridiplantae; Streptophyta; Magnoliopsida; Solanales; Solanaceae. The transcript has 2 exons. The coding region runs from base 538 to 819 and encodes 93 amino acids. The record is from RefSeq and is a predicted model, not a curated record.